UGAAUACAGAAUUUAUUGAUAACUCCUUGAAUAUAAUUAGUGCACUUCAAUCAAGAGUGAUAGAAGCAGAGGAGAAUUUCAAAAAUAUUGAACAGCUAAUGUCACAAUGGCGUAAAAUACCCCUAUUUCAAGGAAAAGAACGUAAAUACGAUUGUUAUCUCCCCUUGGAAGAUCGUAUUACUAUAAGAAAUGCUAGAUUUAAAGAAGUUGAUGUGGUUGGUAAGAAAAUACAUGAAUUAAUUAAG
Molecule: messenger RNA, 245 nt
Organism: Trichobilharzia regenti
Lineage: Eukaryota; Metazoa; Platyhelminthes; Trematoda; Strigeidida; Schistosomatidae
Source: the annotation of a GenBank genome assembly